Rubroshorea leprosula is the source of this 1294-nucleotide messenger RNA. NCBI's taxonomy places the organism in Eukaryota, Viridiplantae, Streptophyta, Magnoliopsida, Malvales, Dipterocarpaceae. The record is from the annotation of a GenBank genome assembly.
GCUUAGCGACCCUCCGAUAAAGAAACCCAAGCUCACACCACAACUUCUAAAGCUCCACCCUCCUUCACCGAACCGGCACGUAGUACGGAAGAAGCUCUAAAGCCUUCCGUUUGCCAUGGCAAUGGUCUCGACAUCUUGCUCGCAGUUCACAGGCCUCCGCCGAUCAUGUCUGAAACUGGACAGCUUUCAAUCUCAGUCGUUCAUUCCACAUACCAACUCCAGCAUUCGGUUCUCCUCUUCUCGCAAAGCUUCGAGAACCGUCAUCGCCAUGGCCUGCACCGGAAAGUUCUUUGUUGGGGGCAAUUGGAAAUGUAAUGGGACAAAGGACUCUAUUACUAAGCUUGUUUCUGACUUGAACAGUGCAGCGUUGGAGCCUGAUGCCGAUGUUGUGGUGGCUCCUCCCUUUGUCUACAUUGAUCAGGUGAAGAAUUCAUUAACAGAUAGAAUUGACAUAUCUGCUCAGAACUCUUGGGUUCAAAAAGGUGGAGCUUUCACCGGAGAAAUCAGUGUUGAACAGUUGAAAGAUAUUGGCUGUAAGUGGGUUAUUCUUGGGCAUUCUGAACGUAGACAUAUUAUAGGUGAAGAUGAUCAGUUUAUAGGAAAGAAAGCUGCUUAUGCUUUGAGUGAGGGUCUUGGUGUAAUAGCUUGCAUUGGGGAGCUGUUACAAGAAAGAGAAGCUGGAAAAACUUUUGAGGUCUGUUACCGGCAGCUGAAGGCUUUCGCAGAUGCUGUACCCAGCUGGGACAAUAUAGUUAUUGCUUAUGAGCCUGUAUGGGCUAUUGGGACUGGAAAAGUAGCUACACCUCUGCAAGCUCAAGAAGUUCAUGUAGCUGUUCGUGAUUGGCUUAAAAAGAAUGUUUCUGAAGAAGUUGCAUCUAAAACACGCAUCAUUUAUGGAGGGUCAGUAAAUGGAAGCAAUUGCGCUGAGCUUGCGAAGCAAGAAGAUAUUGACGGUUUCCUUGUCGGAGGUGCUUCCUUGAAGGGCCCUGAGUUUGCUACCAUUGUCAACUCUAUAACAUCCAAAAAGGUUGCUGCUUAAAUACAUACAAGGUUGUCACAGUAACAAAUAAAGGGCAGAGAGAUGCUUUCAGUUCAAAGCUUCAUGUAACCAACUUAUGACCCUGUAUUAUCCAAGUUUUGAUUAUUUCUCCUGGGUUCCGCUGAUUUUUUCUUAGAUGCUAACAAAAAACUGUAUUUGUAGCCCACUUAAAGAAAAGAAAAGAAAAGAAAAAAAACUGUAUUUGCUUGUAUGACUAUGGGGAAUGUCAGAUGGAAAUAAAGUAAAGUGUGCAGU